AUGCUGCGCUCAAGCUUCAUCAAGGCCACUCCCGUCCUGCCCCGUCUGCACCGCUGCCUCGCGACGGUGCAGACGCCAAAGCCGGCGCCAAAGAGGCAAGGGGAUAUUUCGGACUCCUUCGUCUCGCUGUCGGGCGUGGAGCAGGCGCCGCUGCCGGAUCGCUUCAGACAGCUCAAGUUGGAGCUGGUCAGGGGUCGUGAGAAGGAGAUUGCGGCGAGCUGGACGAGGCUGCUGCGGACGCUGCGGAGGGAAAACGAGGUUAUUGCGCAAAAGGGCCCUGCCGUGAUUCCCCAAGUAGAGUUUUCUGACCUGAACUUUGGGCUGGACAAUAAAGUCAAGGAGGAGAUUAAGAAGAGGGGAGUGGUGGUCGUACAUGGCGUAAUCCCGGAAGGCGAAGCGAGGGAAUACAAGGCCCGCGUGGAGGAAUAUGUCAAGCAAAACCCAAACACAAGAGCUUUCCCAGCUCAUGAUCCACAGGUAUAUGAGCUAUACUGGUCUGAGCCACAGAUCCAAGCUCGCUCACACCCGUCUAUGCUUAAAGUACAAAAGCAUCUCAUGUCAGGCUUUUGGCACACGUCAUCGCCGAGUGCCCAAAUCUCCCUCGACAUACCCCUAUCCUAUGCUGAUAGGCUUCGCAUCCGUCAACCCGGCGACGCGGCCUUUGCACUGGGCCCUCACAUCGACGGCGGCAGCGUUGAGCGCUGGGAAAAAGACGGAUACGGACGUGGCCAUGUAUACGACAGAGUGUUUGAAGGCAGAUGGGAGAAGUAUGAUGGCUGGGAUGCUUCCGGCAGAAUCGAUGCCGUCAACGACCUUCACAACGGCCUAGGAGCAUGUAGUGCUUUUAGAGCAUGGCAGGGCUGGGUCUCUAUGAGCCGAGUAGGACCAGAACAAGGCACUCUGUUGACGUAUCCUCUGAUGCUGUCAACUGCGUACACGCUUCUGAGGCCAUUCUUUACGCCUCUUGAUACCACCAAGAAGGGGGAUGCCUUCUUGGACGAGAAGAACUGGACAUUCACUGGCGAUGCUGAUAUGACCAGCGACCUUCAAGGCGCACAUCCGGGACACGGGCAAGAGCUUAAUGAUGAGCUUCAUCCUCACCUGGAGCUUUCAAGGACCAUGACACAUGUGCCCGAGAUCAAGCCCGGGGCCUUUGUGGCAUGGCAUUGUGACACCAUCCAUGCCGUCGACAAAGUUCACAAGGGACAAUCCGAUUCGAGCGUGCUCUACAUUCCCGUAUGCCCGGUGACAGAGCUCAACGCGCAAUACCUCGCCAGACAACGCCAGGCCUUCUUGGACGGCACACCAGGACCCGACUUUCCGGGCGGCGAUGGUGAAUCAAAGCACAUCGGCCGCGUGACAGAGGAUAUGGUGCGGCGAUGGGUCAACCCCGAGGGCCGACGGGCAAUGGGCUUGGAUAAGCUUGUUGCGAGUCCUUCAGCCCUGCCUGGAGCGAGAGAAGUGGUGGAUAGGUUUAACGCGACUUUGGGGCUGAUUUGA
Trichoderma aggressivum f. europaeum is the source of this 1500-nucleotide messenger RNA. RefSeq lists its product as uncharacterized. Bases 1 to 1500 code for a protein of 499 amino acids. The record is from RefSeq and is a predicted model, not a curated record. NCBI's taxonomy places the organism in Eukaryota, Fungi, Ascomycota, Sordariomycetes, Hypocreales, Hypocreaceae. The transcript has 3 exons.